Messenger RNA from Antechinus flavipes (yellow-footed antechinus), 1461 nucleotides. Its product is annotated as zinc finger protein OZF-like. Lineage: Eukaryota; Metazoa; Chordata; Mammalia; Dasyuromorphia; Dasyuridae. The transcript is spliced from 6 exons. Gene Ontology annotation, biological process: regulation of DNA-templated transcription. The record is from RefSeq and is a predicted model, not a curated record. Bases 1 to 1461 code for a protein of 486 amino acids.
AUGGCCGCUGGCAGCUGGAGCCCCUCGGCCCAGGAGUUGGUGACCAUCAAGGAUGUGAUGGUGGACUUCACUGAGGAGGAGUGGGGGCUCUUGGAUCCUUCUGAGAAGGAGCUGUACAAGGAGGUCACGCUGGAGAAUGUUCAGAAUCUGCUGUCCCUGGAUUUGCAGCCCAACUUUGAAUGCAAUGAGAUGACUAGAAAACUGGGCCUUUUUGUGGAAGAAUGUGAACUACAAAGAUUCAUGAAGGAUGGUCCCUGUGCCUUGACUUUGAGGGAAAUCAAUGACUCUAACAUUCAAGUAGAUUACUCAAAAUACAAUUACAGGCUUGUUGAACAUCAGAGAAACCACACAGGUGAAAAGCCUUAUAAAUGUAAUCAAUGUGGAAAGGCUUUCAUACAUAAUUACAGGCUUGUAGAACACCAGAGAAACCACACAGGAGAAAAGCCUUAUAAAUGUAAUGAAUGUGGAAAAGCAUUUACAAACAGGUCCCUCCUUGUUAUACAUCAGAAAAUCCACACUAGAGAGAAACCUUUUGAAUGCAAUCAAUGUGGAAAGGCUUUCACAUGCAAGAGAGAUUUUAGCAAACAUCAGAAAAUCCACACUGGAGAGAAACCUUUUGAAUGUAAUCAAUGUGGAAAGGCUUUUACACGCAAUACAAAUCUUAAAAUACAUCAGAGAAUUCAUACUGGAGAGAAGCCUUAUAAAUGUAAUCAAUGUGGAAAGACUUUCAGAUACAAUUACAGGCUUGUUGAACAUGAGAGAAACCACACAGGAGAAAAGCCUUAUAAAUGUAGUGAAUGUGGAAAAGCAUUUACAAACAGGUCCCUCCUUGUUAUACAUCAGAGAAUUCAUACUGGAGAGAAGCCUUAUAAAUGUAAUCAAUGUGGAAAGACUUUCAGAUACAAUUACAGGCUUGUUGAACAUGAGAGAAACCACACAGGUGAAAAGCCUUAUAAAUGUAAACAAUGUGGAAAGGCUUUCAGAAGGAGUUCCAAUCUUGCUGCACAUCAGAGAAUCCACACAGGAGAGAAGCCUUAUCAAUGUAAUCAAUGUGGAAAGGGUUUUAUAAGGAGAGACGGUCUUGUUUUACAUCAGAGAAACCACACAGGAGAAAAGCCUUUUAAAUGUAGUCAAUGUGGAAAGGCUUUCAGAAGGAGUUCCAAUCUUGCUGUACAUCAGAGAAUCCACACAGGAGAAAAGACUUAUAAAUGUAGUGAAUGUGGAAAAGCAUUUACAAACAGGUCCCUCCUUGUUAUACAUCAGAGAAUUCAUACUGGAGAGAAACCUUUUGAAUGUAAUCAAUGUGGAAAGGCUUUCACAUGCAAGGGAGAUUUUAGCAAACAUCAGAAAAUCCACACUGGAGAGAAGACUUUCACAUGUAAUCAAUGUGGAAAGACUUUCACACCCCAGCUGGCAGAGCACCCAAUCCCAGAACCAGAGACAUGGCCGCUGGCAGCCUGA